Messenger RNA from Electrophorus electricus (electric eel), 1569 nucleotides. It is a transcript of the gene dffb, whose product is annotated as DNA fragmentation factor, beta polypeptide (caspase-activated DNase). Gene Ontology annotation, biological process: apoptotic process; apoptotic DNA fragmentation. Lineage: Eukaryota; Metazoa; Chordata; Actinopteri; Gymnotiformes; Gymnotidae. Gene Ontology annotation, molecular function: DNA endonuclease activity. The record is from RefSeq and is a predicted model, not a curated record. Gene Ontology annotation, cellular component: cytoplasm; nucleus.
GUUGCGGUGCUUCGCUACAUCAAGCAACGAAGUGUGUACAGCGUUAAUGGGAGAAGCAAUAUGCCGAAACAUGAAAAACCUAAACUAUUUAAAAUUAGGUGUACAGAAGAGGCAAAAAAAUUUGGUAUAGCGGCAUUUACACUGAAAGAGCUGAUCCAGAAAGGAUGCAAAUUAUUUCAGUUGUUGGAGAGGAAAACACAUUGUUGCUUAUACGAAGACGGGACCAUACUGACAGAUGAGUAUUUCCAACGCCUUCCCGACAACACGGAGCUAGUUCUCCUCUCUGAUGGACAGAGCUGGAAUAAAUUGGUGUAUGAGCUCGGUCGGGUACUGGGCACAGACGCACACGCAGAUGACCUGAUCAGCGCGGCACGGAAGCUCCAGACGGAUGAAAUUUCUGCCAAAUGGCAAAAAAUCGUCUGUGACUUCCUGUGCAACAUGAAGGACAACGCGGACAUGGAGAACAGAGAUGACGAUUCGGACUGGUUUGAAGGGAUCGACACCAGGUUUAAGACAAAGUCCUCAUAUAUGAAGUACAACUGUGAGCAAAGGAUACGGGGUUACCUGAAGGAGGUUCAAGGGCAUGCGCAGACUAUUAAGAAUGCUAAGCAAAAACGUGAAUAUGACAAGGUUGUUGCCAGCUUGGCAGAAAAACUGAAAUCUGCACAUUAUCAUGGCACUUACUUUGACAGAACAGAGAAGGAGCGGCAUCGAUUGUGCACGACAGAGGGGUGGUUCUCGUGUCAGGGUGCUUUUGACCAGGACAAAUGUAAGCUUCUUCAUUCAAUAAACCCAUACUGCAACCGUGAGAACAGAAUCCUCUUCAGCACCUGGAAUCUGGACCAUAGAAUUGAGAAGAAAAGAGCCAUCAUACCCACUCUUGUUGAAGUACUUCAUGGUAAAAAAAGCAGUGACAUAAACCUAGACUACUUCUAUAAACUGCUGUUCACCCAAAACAACCUCAGACUUGUUCACAUAGUUUGCCACAAGAAAGGGGUUCAUGACUUAACAUGUAAUUCUAAUCUAGUGUAUAAAUGUGUUAAAAAGACUCGGCAUUGAAAUGGACUAUAAGCAAAUUAUGGAUUCCAUAGAUUAGUUAGAGGAAAGUGUUAAAUGCUGUACACAAUAUACAAAAAACCCCCACAGGUAUAACUUUUUAAAACAUAUUUUAAAAAGUAAGAAUAAAAUUAUAGGGCAAUUAUAGGGUAUAGGGCAGUGGUUAAGGUAACUAACUUGUAAGCGGAAGGUUGCUGGUUCAAGCCCCGCCAUGGCUGGGCCCCUGAUCGAGGCCCUUAACCAUCAGUUGCUCAAGUUGUACUCAGUCAUAAUUGUAAGUCAUUUUUGACAAAGUGUCAGCUAAAUGCAGUAAAUGAAGUGUUGUAGGUUUCCCUUGCAUCUAAAAACUAAUAACCAGUAGCAGUUGGCUAAGCUCUGGCUGCUCCCAACCAGCUCCAUUCCUCCCCACCCCAUGACUCGCUCACACACACUGCUUUUCCCUCCCUGUGCCACUUUCCUCAAACAAACAAACACCUUCCCUCUGCUGCUAAUAAACUAGAGCUUCUCUGACUA